UUGGAUUUCAGUGUUCUUUGUUUAAGUGAUGAACAUUUGGAAACCACUUACCAACAAGCACUGAGAUUCCUUGAACGUGGAAGCGGCCAUGGGAUUGAGGGUAAAAAGGCUGCAUAUCGUCUACUUGAUCAAGCUGCACAACAAGGACAUACAGAUUCGAUGAAAUUGAUGGCAUUCGCUCAUUUAUUCGGUGAUCGUGCUCGGUGGUCUAUCGACGAAGCGAAAAAGAUAUUUGAAGAACUGGCUGAAAACGGUUCGCCGGAUGCACAACUUGGCCUCGCAUUCAUGCAUGCUACUGGCCUAGGUAUGGCCAAAUCGAACCAAGCGAAAGCUCUGGUUUACUACAUGUUUUCGGCUCUUGGUGGUAACCCACUUUCACAAAUGGCGAUGGGCUAUCGAUAUUACGCAGGGAUUGCUGUCCCUCAAAAUUGCGAAAAUGCUCUGUCUUAUUACGAAAAAGCAGCAAAGAAGGUAGCGGAUGGUUUCAAAUUCUCUACUGGUCUAGCUAUUCAACGCAUACGACUGACAGAUGAAAUGGAACCGUCAUCAACAAAUACCGUGGCCGCGCCGAUGGAUCAGAAUUUAAUCGAAUAUUAUCGUUUCCUGGCUGAGAAAGGAGAUGUUUCUGCACAAGUCGGUCUUGGGCAACUGUACUUGAGCGGCGGACGUGGCGUGGAACAAAAUUUCGAGUUGGCCAACAAAUACUUUUCUUCGGCAGCCGAAUCUGGUCACGCUGGAGCAUUUGCCUUUCUUGGAAAGAUGUACCUUGACGGGACUCACGUAACGCCACAAGAUAAUGCAACGGCGUUUAAUUUUUUUCUCCGGAGUGCUGACAAGGGAAAUCAAAACGGUCAAGCUGGCCUGGGUAUUAUGUAUUUGCAAGGACGUGGUGUGCGCAAGGAUUACGAGAAGGCAUAUCGACUGUUUUCUCUUGCAGGCGAACAAGGCUGGGUAGACGCUCAGUUAUAUCUUGGAGAAAUGUUUUUCAAAGGCCUUGGUGUGAAGCGAGACUUUAAGGCUGCUUUGAAGUACUACCAAAUGGCGACACAAAAUGGUCACGUGCUUGCAUCAUACAACCUUGCACGAAUGCAUUCUUCCGGAAUCGGAGUAAUGAGACAGUGCAGCACGGCUGUGGAGUUUUAUAAAAAUGUUGCAGAACGUGGACGCUGGAGUGAGCGGCUAAUGGAGGCAUACAGUGCAUACAAAGAUGGUCGUCGAGACGAGGCAGCUGUGAAGUAUUUGUUUCUUGCUGAACUCGGUUAUGAACCAGCACAAACUAAUAUUGCAUACAUUCUUGACAGAGGGGAAGCCGAUUCAUUAUUCCCAACAUCUAAGGAAAAUGUUUUGGAGAGGGCUAUUGUACAAUGGCAACGUGCGGCUAACCAAGAGUACCCAUUAGCUAGAAUUAAGCUAGGUGACUACCACUAUUACGGAUGGGGAACGCCAGCUGACUAUCAGCAGGCUGCUCAACAUUACAAAUUAGCGGUCGAACGCCAUGCUACGGCGCAAGCCAUGUUUAACUUAGGUUUAAUGCAUGAACAAGGACUUGGAAUCACCAAGGAUCUUCACUUGGCAAAACGUUUUUACGACAUGGCUGCCGAACAGAGCUCCGACGCUGCAGUGCCAGUGGCAUUAGCUUUAGCUAAGUUGGCUGUGUUGUUCGUAUUAGAAAAAAUCAACAAGCAUCCCGUCAUUCAGUUGUUAGAAAGCUAUGUUGGACCUAAUUGGGACAUUAUGGCAAUGACCAUUCUCGCUGGUGUUCCUUUGAUUGUCUUUAUUAGGUGGAGGAGAGGACACAAUGCUUAG
Molecule: messenger RNA, 1806 nt
Organism: Angiostrongylus costaricensis
Lineage: Eukaryota; Metazoa; Nematoda; Chromadorea; Rhabditida; Metastrongylidae
Source: the annotation of a GenBank genome assembly